This is a messenger RNA of Linum trigynum, 1649 nucleotides long. The record is from the annotation of a GenBank genome assembly. Lineage: Eukaryota; Viridiplantae; Streptophyta; Magnoliopsida; Malpighiales; Linaceae.
GUAAUCAAGAGGCAUGGAUGAGGGCGGCGAAGCGGGAGGAUGCGGCUAGGAAGUUGCUGCCGCAAGGCCUAGCUAUCGGUGCCACUUCCACAUCAGCAACCACUAUCAUUGGGGCGCCAUCAUCCUCAGCAUCAUCACGAGCCGUUGCUCGUCCCGUCAAAGCCGUUGUCGAGAUCCUCGAACAACAGCAGCCUGUGGUGAUCACCGCCGAGUUGUCGAGGAAGGAAGCGCCACCGCUGCCCGUCAUGGCUGAUGAGGUCGUGAUGACCACCGUGAUGGGAGUCGCUACAGGCUUGCUCAAGGAGGAUCAGGGUAAAGUAGCAAGGACGACGGUCCCUGAGGUGUUCGAAGAAAAAGAAGGUCCGGUUGGCGAGAUCCUUGUCGACCGGCAGCCGCCUCGGACACCCCUUCAAAUCGCCUCACGAUCACCACCAACCUCCGAUGUUGCCCCAGCAUCAGUCCAGGUUGCUUCCAUAUCAACGCCAGUCCAAUUUAAUCCUCCAAUCGACCGGUGGAAGUUCAGAAAGAAGCAGCAAGGCCCUAGAGAUGGAUUUGAUGGUGGGCAGAAGGCUCAUGGGAAGGCGCCCCUGACUGAGGGUGAAGAAGCAGAAAGGUUGGUGAGGCGAGCCGAGUCAGUCCUCGACAAAGAAGCUGCCAGGAGUAAAGCUCCACAUUCUCCCUCGACCGCAACGACCGCGAAGGAAGUCGAGGAGGUUGUCUCGGAGCCUAUUUCGCCCUCAGCUGCCAUCCCUAACAUCAUCACCAUAACUGACGAGCAAUCGAACCAUGGUGCAGCAGUCGCCGUACUUCCAUCAUCCAUUGCCAAAGAAGAAGUUCAGGAAGCCGAAAUUACACGCGAACAACAGCUGCUGCCGACAUCGACCUCCACGCUUGACCACCUUGCCUUGCCGGCAUCACCAACCACCGUCGCUGCCGCUUCAAGGACGGCAAUCACCUCGGUCGUGGCAGCAGAGUCAUUCGCAGAGAAGAUUGAAUCCAAUCUGAAAGUGGAGGAGGUAUUGCAGGUAAAUCUCAAAGAGGCUGAACCUCUAAUUGGGAAUUUGUUGGUGAAGAGUUCAAGGUUCAAUUGGAAGUUUCGGAAGAAGUUGAAGCCCGAUGAAGUGGAGCCGGCGACCGACGCGUCGAGCAUCACCGUUGCCUCGUCCGCGUCUUCACCGAUUCGUCCACAAGUUUCAGCCAAGGAGAAGGCCCCCUCCAUCUCUAAACUUGAGGCCACCGCGUUAUCAACCGACGGGACGGCGAGGAUGACUGGUGCCAACCGGGAACUGGAAGGCGAGGCGAUGAAGGGUUCUCGGGUUGUAUCACCGAGGUCUCGAGCUACACGAGGAUGCAAGGAAGAUUCCGCCAAGUUGUCGAUCGAGAAGAAACAGCGGCGGAGAGGCAUGGCAUCGGAUUUUCCUGGGAUUCGGCUCGUGGACGGCGCGCUCGAGGAGAAAAUGCCGCCUGGGGUCGGGCCGUCGAGGGAGAAGAAAACCAGCAGGGCGGCGGGUCGCGUUGGACAGGAGGAAGAGUCGAGGAAGGAGAGCGGCGACAGCGUUCUUCGGACCUCCUCCAUCCGCAUAGAGCAGCUGGGUCGAGCCUAGUUGGACCGAAGCAGUCAGAUCGAGUGUUCCGAUGGGCUGGUCACU